Molecule: messenger RNA, 627 nt
Organism: Emiliania huxleyi CCMP1516
Lineage: Eukaryota; Haptophyta; Isochrysidales; Noelaerhabdaceae
Exons: 5
Coding region: 1-627 (208 amino acids)
Source: RefSeq, a predicted model, not a curated record
AUGGUCGUCUGGUUCGAUCAGCUCGACGGUGCCGUCGAUACGUGCGCCGCCGCUGGCAUUCCAUUCUGCAGCCUGUGGGUCUGGUUCGGCUGGAGCAGCGUGCUCAAUGAGGUUCGACACUGGAUAACAGAUCAUGCAGCACGGAUCCUACCGAUUGUCGACCGCGCGUCGGCCACGUGGGAAGCGAGCUGGGCCUCCCGCGCUGCCGCGUUUACUGCCCUCGGUUUACUGUUCAUGGUGCAAUCUCAAGGCGGCGUCUCCCCUCAUGAAGUCGUCGCAACGCUCUCCCACAGUCUUGAGACGAUGACCUGGUUUGCUGGCUCGGUGCUGCGGCUGCCACGGAGGCACAUGCUGCCCCUGCUCGGCGGCACACGGCUUCUCGCGCCGGCGGUCUGGGCAUCCCUCGGCGUCUGCCUGUCCGACGCCUUCGGCCUCACGCCCAGCCACCUGCGCCUCUCCCCUCGCAACCUCCUCUCCUCUGCUCUGGGCGGCCUCACUAGAGGAGGGGCAAGGGAGGUUGACGGCUCGCGGCCUCCGAUGGCACUGUGGCUUGCCGCAGCCGCGGUGUGGUGCGGCGCCGAUUUUUUAACGCUCUCGUCUAUGAACACGUAUGCGUUAGUUCGUUAA